Molecule: messenger RNA, 1534 nt
Organism: Punica granatum (pomegranate)
Lineage: Eukaryota; Viridiplantae; Streptophyta; Magnoliopsida; Myrtales; Lythraceae
Source: RefSeq, a predicted model, not a curated record
CUAGUUUAUGAUUAUUAUUGCACAAUUAAACCGUUUUUUGGUUCUCCAGGAAACGGAAAAGGAAAACCCUAUUUUAUGUUCUUUUACGUCAGUGAGCUCUCAGCAAACUUACGACUUCUCAUUUCGUUUCCCAGCGGGGGAUGGUGGGUGAAGAUCGGAGCACAGUGCCUCAUCCUCAGAUGAUUCUUCUCUUUCCGGCGAUCUUCUGACUGAGCUGUUGAGCACUCAGAGCUUCUGCGAAACUCGCACUUUCAUAAGCAUAAGCCAGUCAACCAUUGCCAGCGCUUUGAAUCGAUGUAUUCCGAGGAUGGUGCUGGAGCAGCCACAAAUUCUUCCCAAGUUGAUGAUCCAGUCCCCAAUGAAGGGGAACCAAUUUUAGAACCAUGUGAAGGCAUGGAAUUCGAAUCUGAAGAAGCCGCUAAGAUCUUUUAUGAUGAUUAUGCCCGUCAAGUGGGAUUUGUUAUGCGAGUCAUGUCAUGUCGUCGAUCGGAAAGGGACGGACGGAUCAUUGCUCGUCGAUUGGGAUGUAAUAAGGAGGGUUACCGGGUCAAUAAAAGGGAUAAGUCAGGCGCGAUCAGGAAACCGAAGCCAGUCACUCGGGAAGGUUGUAAGGCUAUGAUUUAUCUGAAGAACAGCAAAUCUGGUAAAUGGGUGGUCGCUAAGUUUGAGAGAGAACAUAACCAUCCUCUUGUGGUCUCUCCUCGUGAAGCACGACACACAACGGAUGAAAAGGACAGGAAAAUUCAGGAGCUAACUUUGGAACUCCGAAACAAGAGACGUCUGUGCGCAGCAUAUAAAGAGCAGCUGACGGCUUUCCUGAAAAUUAUUGAAGAGCACACUGACCAGAUAUCAAUGAAAGUCCAGAAUGUGAUGAACAACCUCAAAGAGUAUGAGUGCGUUCACCAGGAGCUUCAAAGAGCGGGUGAUGUCAGCAUUUAGGGUUAGCAUUCUGACAAUUCAGUUUUUCCCCUUCUGUGUUCUUUUAUGUGGGUAUAAUUGCAGUGCUGCUCCUUGAUGAUGGGGUAUGUAAGUUUGGGAAGUCUGCUCCUGCGGCUUGGAACCCUGCAGAUGCACCCAUUCUGGAAUGAGUAUGUCACUCUUCUCUAAGAAACCAGUUGGUAGUCAUGGGAUGUGCCACUUGCUUUGAUGAUCGAAAUUAACAGUCAUAGGUUUAAACAUGUGUUACCUCUGUCUCUGGGACACCAGAUCUUGGUAAGUUAAGAGUCAAAUUUUGCUGAUUUAUCUGUUCCAAAAGUAUGCCUAUCUUCUGAUAAGCUAAAGUUGGUUCAUAGAAUGUUGCUCGGUGCGCGAGUAGGAUGUCAUAUGAGUUCCAAGCAUGGAGGAGUAUUGCUGUGAUCCCAUUUGAAUGUUUGUCUUUCUUGAAACGCUAAUUAUCCUUAGAACAGCAAGCUAACUCUUACCUACCAUGAAGUUGGUAGAUUUGCUAUUCGUGGUUUCAUAUGUAAUAACUAGGAGAAAAUAGAACGAUGAGAUAUUUUACUUUUUCAAGGCCUUAAGUCUAUAUUGCAUGGGA